GUAUAGUCAUGGUGAGAGAACACUUUCUCACCGCAAUGCGUCAUUGCGGUAGGAUGUAGGUAUAAACGGAAUGGUGUAGUUGCAAGUCAUGUAGACGCCCAAAAACCACUUCCGAAUAAUUACACAUAAAUAUUGCUUGGAAGCGUUGGUUCGGGAGUUCGGAAAAGUUGUAGUUAUUGGUGUAUGAACUGGUCAUACAAAUUUGAUGAAUUAGAGUUGUAUUGCAGAAGGCAAUAAAUUUCGAAAACGCAGUUCUAGGAUUGACGGUUGUCCGCAAUCUUAACGAGAUCAAUUUAAUUCUUCCGUAUCGCGAAGAACCAACGCUUGGAACGUAAAAUCGUGCACAACACUGUAAAUAUCUUAUUGAAGUGUUAAAAUUUUAUAUUCAAAAUACAGUCCCAUCGUUAGUGUGAAGUUUUAGAACAGUGAACCAGCAAUUCGCGCAGAUUGUGCGAAAACCAUAAAUAUGAAUUUGGAUUCAAUAAGAAUAAAGGAUUCGGGUAAAAGUUUCCCUUGGAUUAAGCGAAAUGGCGAGAAUCUUAAAGUCUCUGCGCUACAGCUCUUGCAAUAUUCAAAUGUUGCUUCACGGAAAUUUCUUAAUUUCGUGACGAUUCUUGGACCAGCUAGACAGGGAAAGUCCUUUCUAAUGAAUUGCAUAAUUGGUAACAGCGUUUUUGAUACAGCUGAUGCAAUAGAUGUGUGCACAAAGGGUGUUCAAGUUGCAGGCAUUAUGAAGGAAGUUGAAAAUGGUGGUGGAGCUUUUUUUGUGGACACAGAAGGACAAGGAGACGAAGACAUAGACAGUGAUACGACACUUUUGACUCCGAUUAUCUUGCUCUCUAAAGUUAUACUAUUCAACUGGAAAGGUGGCUUGCAGAAGAAUCAAAUCUUAAACGAACUUGCAAUUCUAGUGGAAGUUGGAAAUAGCGUGUCGUCAAUGAAUUUUAAAGAGGACACUGUGAAAUUUGGACAUUUGCAUAUCGUUUUACGUGAUUUUCAUUAUGACGGCACAAAGGAUGAAGCAUUCGCUAUAAUUUUUGAUGAAGAAAACAAACGUGGCGAAAAAGUAAAAGAACGAAACCAACUGCGUAAGAAAUUGCUGUCUUCCUUUGAAAGCAUCAACGUCUGUUUUUUCCCAGCGCCAAGCGAAGACCUACGCGAGCUUCACAUCGAUUCCACAUCACCAGAAUUCAAAGAAGCUCUGAAUGAACUCAAUGGUGUGAUAAAGGAUGAUGUAAGUGAACCACGACGCUUUGGCACUGUUGUUGUCAAUGCAGAAAACGCAGAAUUUCUGCUUGAGAAAUUUGUUAAAGAAAUGAAGGACGGAGAUAUUGUUCAUGUAAAAUCCGUGAUUACUCAACUUCAACGGGGAGUAGUUGACGAGGCAAAACGGCAUUUUGAGGAAAGUCUUAUCAAAGCGUUUAAAAAUAUCCACGUUCCAGUAAAAAGUGGAAUCGAGGAAACACUAUCUCAAAAAAGGAAUUCACUUCUUGACGAAUUCAGAAAAAGUACUGAUAAAGUUGACCUCGAGCAAAUGUAUAAAGAUGACGUACUUGAGAAUUUAGAAAAUUUUGCUGAUCGAGAGCUCGAUUCAAAGAGAAAAGAAAACCAGCUUGCUAUUCUAUCCAGAGAAGCCAAAGAAAGAGAAAUUCUUAUAAAAGCAGGAGAUGAUUUCAGAUCAGCACUGGAAAAUGAGUUAAGAAAAGGAUACAAAACGAGCCAAGAGAUGUCACAGUAUUUUAAGACUACUAUGACCGAUACAUUGAUCAGCGAUUAUACAAAAAAAACAAGCAAUUUAGUUUGGAUACUAGAGACUAUUGUCGACGAGGAUCUGAAAAAGCUGAAAGAAAUGCUUUCUAAUAGAAUCAAUGAAACAAUCAAAGCAAAAGAACAAAUGCAUAAAUUGGAAGCGGAGAGACAAGCUGCUAUACAUGCUACUAGAAGCUACAUGGAUACACAAGCAUUUCCUCGAGAAACAUAUCCCAUGAGCCCUAGUAUUAUGAGCCCUAGUAUCAUGAGCCCUAGUACACCACCAUCUAAUGUUGGCUUAAAGUUCUAUAAAGGAGGUCAGUUUACCCCUGGCGGAGGUCGGGCUCCUCCAGGAGGCUGCUAUAUGACUCCCAGUCCAAGCACCAGUUCUAGAUCGUCAAACUCAAGUGGAGAGAAGUUCUAUAAAGGAGGUCAGUUUACGCCUGGCGGAGGUCGGGCUCCUCCAGGAGGCUGCUAUAUGACUCCCAGUCCAAGCACCAGUUCUAGAUCGUCAAGCUCAAGUGGAGGGACGUUCUAUAAAGGAGGUCAGUUUACCCCUGGCGGAGGUCGGGCUCCUAAAGGCGGCUGUUGGAAAUAACUCACGAUUGCUCUGCAAGGAAUUCCCGUUCAUCGAGACCGUUCAUUUUUUUGUUUCUCUUUUCUUUCACAAAUUGUUUUCUGUUUCCCUAAGUUUGUAAUCGAUUAAUUAAUCUUUGUUGGUUUUAUUGACAUUUAAUAAACAUUGUUAACAAUUCUUAAUGUAUACAUAGGUAAAGAAAUAAAAAGAACUGUAAUACUUAUAUAUGGCUAGCAUCACAUAAAGAAAGAAACAAAUUGA
Molecule: messenger RNA, 2587 nt
Organism: Xenia sp. Carnegie-2017
Lineage: Eukaryota; Metazoa; Cnidaria; Anthozoa; Malacalcyonacea; Xeniidae
Exons: 4
Coding region: 467-2347 (626 amino acids)
Molecular function (GO): GTPase activity; GTP binding
Source: RefSeq, a predicted model, not a curated record